GGAGCUGAAUGGAUUUGGUUCUGCUCGAGAGAUCGAUUGUUUAUAUCCGUAACAUCAAGCAAGUUAUAGCCAAGGUAGAAGAAGUGGGCUUCAUUGGUCCGAAAAUCUUUCGGGCCACGACCGCAUCCUGGCAUAGGUUUGGGAAUCACCACGCUCACUGGCAAGCGGUUCUAGAAGAGGAGCAAAGCUUCGUGACAUCACGGUACACGGUGGCUGUCUUUAACAAGCAUGUGAUACCAAUCUUCAAAGCGGCUGGCUGGAGCAUCGUCGAUGCAUACACGAGCACAACGGCACGGCCGGAUGCGACACAAUCGUCGCCAAAGCAAAAUAAGGCUGCCAUGGUUCACUUUGAGCCCGAUGUUGCUCAUCUUCACAAUCGUCAGAUGUUGGGCCUUACUUUAUUGCAACGUUGUCCGAACGUAUUGAAAAGGGAGUGCUCAUUAUUAGUCCAGUGACUUGCAGUUGACAGUAAAACACUUCGUCCGAUCAAGUACAUCAGACGAGUUGGAAGCUGAUCAUCAAGAUGUUCAUAGCAAAAUUGACGUAAAGAAGGUUCGAUAAUCAUAGGCGCGAACAAUGUAAUUAGCAUAUCUCUGCGCCCCGGGCC
Molecule: messenger RNA, 607 nt
Organism: Klebsormidium nitens
Lineage: Eukaryota; Viridiplantae; Streptophyta; Klebsormidiophyceae; Klebsormidiales; Klebsormidiaceae
Source: the annotation of a GenBank genome assembly